Messenger RNA from Plutella xylostella (diamondback moth), 3693 nucleotides. Its product is annotated as elongation factor-like GTPase 1. Gene Ontology annotation, biological process: cytosolic ribosome assembly. Lineage: Eukaryota; Metazoa; Arthropoda; Insecta; Lepidoptera; Plutellidae. Gene Ontology annotation, cellular component: cytosol; ribonucleoprotein complex. The record is from RefSeq and is a predicted model, not a curated record. Gene Ontology annotation, molecular function: GTPase activity; GTP binding; ribosome binding.
UGAGAAGCUAAUGUCAACGUCAACUGGUAUUGGACAGUGUGUUUUUCACGAGGUUUUGGUUAUUGUUGUGCAAUUUAUUUCGAAAUUUUAUAACUCCUUUUAAGCAUAUUCCUGGUUCUAAAUCGAAAGGACAACUCAAUUUUCCGUAUAAAAUUUAGUGUGUGAAGUUUGUGCUGAAAGCAUUCAAAAUGCGGCUGGUUGAUUCGAGUAAACUUUUAGAACUUCAAAACAAAACAUCGAAUAUCCGAAAUAUUUGCAUUGUAGCUCAUGUUGACCAUGGGAAAACAACAUUGGCAGACUCCUUGAUAUCUAGCAAUGGCAUUAUAUCUCAAAGAAUGUCUGGGAAGAUGCGGUACAUGGAUAGCCGACCAGAUGAACAGGAGAGGGGAAUAACCAUGAAAAGCAGCAGUAUCGCUUUAUAUCAUGCUGUAGAGAGCCAUGAGUAUCUCGUAAACCUCAUAGAUUCUCCGGGGCAUGUAGACUUUUCAAGUGAAGUGUCAACGGCUGUGAGAUUAUGUGACGGUGCCAUUGUUGUUGUAGAUGUAGUGGAGGGAGUUUGCCCGCAGACCCGGCUAGCGUUGAAACAAGCUUAUGCAGAGAGCAUAAAAGCAGUUCUUGUACUUAAUAAGAUUGACCGUCUCAUUGUAGAGAUGAAACUUACUCCGCUGGAUGCAUACAUACAUUUGACGCAAGUUUUGGAGCAAGUCAAUGCGGUUAUGGGUGAGCUGUUUGCUACCGAAGUAUUUGAGAAUGAAGAGACACAUAUUGAGAAGGAAAAGAAACAAAACACAGACACAAAUAAAGAGGAUAGCAACACUUACGACUGGACAUCAGCUCUGGAAGAUGCCGAUGACUCUAAUCUGUAUUUCUCACCGGAGCAAGGAAAUGUCGUGUUUGCUAGUGCCAUCGACGGAUGGGGCUUCACCGUGCAGACUUUUGCUAAGUUAUUCUCGGAGAAACUUGGUGUAAAAGAUGAGCUGCUUCAAAAAGUUCUUUGGGGAGACUUUUAUUUGAAUACCAAGACCAAGCGCUUCAUGAAAGGAGCACAAGAAAAGGCAAAAAAACCUCUUUUCGUUCAAGUGGUCCUCGAUAAUCUAUGGAACAUUUAUGAUACUAUCAUAAUAAGAAAUGACAAAGAAAAAGUUCCAGUCAUUUGUGAGAAACUUGGCAUUAAAUUAACAGCCAGAGAUUUGAGGCAUACAGACAGCCGUAUUCAGCUGCAAUCUCUAAUGAUGCAAUGGCUUCCUUUGUCAUUAACUGUAUUAAAUAUGGUUUGCAAGAAACUGCCUUCGCCACUAGAAAUAGUACCCGAGAAGGUAGAAAAACUAAUGUGUUCGCGGAUAAGAGAUUUUGAAUCUUAUCAUCCUGAGACACAGAAACUCAAAGAGGACUUUCUAUCCUGUGAUAGUAGUGAAAGUAGACCCGUUAUCGUUUUCAUAUCAAAAAUGUUCAGUGUAGAUAAAAGUGCGCUUCCAGAAAACAAACCAAAAGUUUUAAGUUAUGAAGAAAUGGCGCUUAGACGUGAGAGAGCGAGACAGCUACGCGAAGAAAUGAAACAGAAUGAGGUAAAUGCUGAAGCCACUCCUAUGCAAGAAGCAACAAAAGAUGUAGAAAAGAGUGAGGAAGAAGUAACGAAAAAGGAAGAAGAAGAUAAAACGCAACCUGCAUUUAUAGCUUUCGCUAGAGUAUUUAGUGGUAAAAUAAGAAAAGGUGACAAGGUUUAUGUGCUUGGACCUAAACAUGAUCCCUCCAAGAUACUUAAUGUAAAAGAUUUUAAUGUAGAUUCUAAUAAGAAGCUCAAAGACUUACAAAGUCAUGAACACAUUACAUGUACAGAAAUUAAGUCUAUUUAUAUUCUAAUGGGUAGAGAACUAGAAGAAAUAGAUGAAGCAGUUGCUGGCAAUAUAAUUGGUAUCGGUGGUCUAGAAGAGCAUGUGUUGAAGACGGCGACGCUGAGCAGCACAGUCGCCUGUCCAGCGUUCAGUGAGCUCCAGUCGGCGGCCGUGCCCAUACUGCGGGUGGCUAUUGAGCCUACACACCCCACGGACCUACAGCAACUGGUUAAAGGUCUGAAGCUGCUGAACCAGUCGGACUCGUGCGUGCAGGUGCUGCUGCAGGAGACGGGCGAGCACGUGCUGGUCACCGCCGGCGAGGUGCAUCUGGAACGGUGUCUCGAGGACUUGAAAAAUAACUAUGCAAAAGUUCCGAUCUCUGUUUCCGAGCCGAUAGUUCCGUUCAAAGAAACAAUUGUUGAACCACCGAAAAUAGAUAUGGCUAAUGAAGAAAUAGACUCUCAGAACAUCGACAAGGGUAACAAAGAAGAAGACCCGACGAUUACCGUCCAUACAAAUAAUAAACAAAGUCAAAUCAGAAUUAGAGCAAAACCCUUGCCGAGUCAAAUUACAGAACUACUAGAUAGAUCAUCCGAUUUAUUGAAGGCUGUCUCACAACAUAUAAAAAUGCUGCAUUCUUUAAUGAAAAAUCCUAGUUUAGAAGUAAAGCUUGAAGAGAUCAACCUUAAUGGGGCUAAACAUACGCUCUCUGAUAGAAUGCUGAAACUUAUACAAGCAUUCAUUGCCGAGCUACAAGAGAUAGCUUCGAAGUGUGGGCCAGAAUGGCAAGAUAUUGUAAAGCAAAUAUGGUCUGUUGGGCCGAAGAAUUGUGGGCCAAACGUUCUACUGAACCAGACUUCGGAUUAUUCUACCAAAUUCUUGUACCAUGAGAAGGAGAUAGAGAAUGACCCGAGAUUUGAGUACGAGAGUAGUUUCAUUAAUGGGUUCCAAUUAGCUUCCUUGGCUGGUCCGCUUUGUGAAGAACCAAUGAUGGGGGUAGCAUUUUGCGUUGAAGAAUGGACCCUCAAUAAGGCUGAUAAUGAAGAGGCAACUUAUACUUUUGGACCUUUGUCAGGUCAAAUAAUGUCGGCGGUAAAGGACGGAUGCCGUAAAGCCUUCCAAGUGCAGCCACAGAGACUGAUGGCGGCCAUGUACUCCUGCGACAUCAUUGUGGACCAGAAAGUAUUAGGCAAGUUGUACGCGGCGCUGGGGCGGCGCGGCGGGCGCGUGGUGGCGGGCGACCUGCAGGGCGGCUCGGCGUCGUUCCGCGUCCGGGCCCUCAUGCCGGUGGCGGAGAGCUUCAAAUUCGCGCUGGAGCUGCGCACGCACACGUCCGGGUUAGCUGCGCCGCAGCUGCUGUUCAGCCAUUGGGAGGUGAUAGACAUCGACCCGUUCUGGCGGCCACGCACUGAAGAGGAAUACCUGCACUGGGGAGAGAAGUGGGACGGGGUGAACCGCGCCAAGGCCUACAUGGACUCGGUGAGGGCUCGCAAGGGACUGUCCACCGACAAGCAUCUCGUACAGCAUGCCGAGAAACAGAGGACGCUGUCUAAGAAUAAGUAGGUAGGGUGAUUAGCCCCCUUAUUCAUAGAAAAGUUAUUGGACGUUUUAGCUAUUGAACUUUUGUCCCUCUCUGUCAAAGAACAAUUUGUUCUAAGGUAGAGGGGGACAAAAUAGUUCAAUAGCUAAAAUGUCCUAUAACUUUUCUAUGAAUAAGGGUGUAGGUCUAUACGAAGGUAGACAAUAGAGGGGUAUGUUUAGUCGCGUUGCUUCGCGUGAAAUCUGAUAGAGGCAAAUGACACUAUUCUCAACCCCGCUUUAAGAUGGCUUUACCAUACGGAUUGAGAAUGGCCAUCAUUGU